Molecule: messenger RNA, 4527 nt
Organism: Penicillium griseofulvum
Lineage: Eukaryota; Fungi; Ascomycota; Eurotiomycetes; Eurotiales; Aspergillaceae
Exons: 4
Coding region: 1-4527 (1508 amino acids)
Source: RefSeq, a predicted model, not a curated record
AUGGCAGACCCGACCCAACGCGGAGCCCAGAAACUCCCUUCCCCGCAUAAUGUUCGCAGUCCACUUUCGGCAGGCAGCGGUAGCGGAACCCCGAUCUCUUUCCAAACAAACGUGAAUCGCUCCAAAACAAAACGCUGGGUGGAAGCGAAACAAUAUUCUUAUGAUGGAGGCGACUGGGGUAGCGACGACGAAGAGGAAGAAGAGGAGGAGCCUCCCGCAGUACCUCGGCCCCCCUAUGCCACCCACAACACUGGCAGUUCGUCCGAGUUGUCCUCGAGGCGAUUAGGAGCCGGAGAGUCGCAUCAGACUGACAGUAAGGCCGGUAACCUUGGUGGAGGAAACCAGAAGGCCCUUCCCUUUGUAAGGCCGGCCGACCUCUAUAAACGCAUGCGCGAGGAACAAGCGACUCAGCAGUCUCCUGUCACUGGUAGCAAUGAUCCUAAGCCUGAUGCGUUUGGAGCUCCCCCUCAAACAAACCAGCAGGACCCUGAUUUGGGUCUCCCAGAAGUCAAGCGCAUGUCUAGCUUUGGUGCCGAUUUCUUGGGUGGUGCAGACUCCAACCUACCACAGGAUAGCUCCGCAUCUCAGGAUCCCUCUUUGAACCACAAACCUUCGGCGGGAUUCCGAUCGGUAGUGAAUCAAGCCUUCGAUGUCCCGGAAACUCCGCAAUCCACUACUAGUUUCGCGCGGUCGAACAGCGAUGGCACUUCGACGAUCAGCCCUAUCAUGGGUUCUCGUACUAUGACUGAUGAAAAAACACCUACCAUUAUCGAGGAACCUAAUGAGUCGGGCUCCCCGAAGGCAACUGCGACUGCCGCUCCUGCUGCGGCUCCUGCGCUUAUCCCUGGUCAUCGCCGGGACCUGAGCCUUCCUAGUCCGGACAACAGUCCUUCGAGAAAGCCCCAAGUCACAGACCUGGACACCCCGACGGCGGGCCAUGCAGAGUUGUCCUCAAUUCCUCCACUGCAAGGAUUAUCACCAGAAUCGCCUGAUACAGCAACCUCUCCUCAGAACCCAUUAAUGCAGCCAUACUCGCACAAGGGGCAGGAUAUGCCUGCCCCUCUCAAAUUCGGAAGCGCGUCGGGCCCCGAUACCUUGCAUGGUGAAAUCCCCACUAUCAUGGGAGCCGAAGAAUCGCCACAGAAUACCGACAGUGAUCGCCUGAGGGAGGAGAUCAUCCGAUCACUAAGUCGGGAAGCCACUCCCUCGGAAGACCCGGAGCCCAGCACCCAGCCUCAGUCGCAGGUACCUGCUGAGUCUGUCGUUUCUGAAAGCCAUGCAGACCGGACUGGCCCGCUUCCUUUGCCAUCUAGAGACCCUGACGCGAACAUCCAAAUCGCGACUGGCAACUCUUCAUCGACGAUCGUUGAUCAGCCAAAGAAACCCAAGUUAGAAAGACGGUUCUCAUGGGAAUCCUCCGAUUCGGAAGAACCAGCGCCACCUCAAAUGCCUGGCAGCUAUUCAUCGCCUUCUCCUCCUCCUUUAGCUACAUCGUUAUCUACGCAAGAGCCUGAGCCUAUACAUGAGGCGCCCGCCCCAUUAGUACCGGACGUGCCGCGCGACUCGAUUACUUCUGAUGAUGAGGGGUCCGAUACACAGCGUGCUGUGGCAAAGCCUCGACUUUCGAUUGUUCCACCUAUUCCGGAGAACACUACACCACCCGAGCAAGUUAUGGGACCAGGAGUUACGCCGCCUACGCCACCUCCGCAACUACAAGUGCCUUCUAACGCUGGCACUUCAUCCCUCGAUGAGUCUAAACUUUUGGGAUUCCGUGACAUUCUCGGUAUCACCUCUAUCAACCAGCGUAUCAAGUCUUUCGAACACACCCGCGACCAGUUCGCCACGAUUGACACUGGUUUGAAUCAUUGGCUACAGGUUACGAUCCAGGAACACCCCGAGCAUGCCAGCGUGGUGCAGCAGAGCCAGAGUUUCUCCCCUACCGUGCCACCGUCAGAUGCUUCCCGCAGCAGAUUCCCGAAGUUGGGUGCUCUUAGCAGUCUCGGUUCCUUGAAUGACGGUACUCCGACUAGUGCCACUCAUGUUAGACGCCCAUCGGGCCAUCUCGGUACCGUGAUGAACAAAGAGAAAGUCGGGGAGAAAGGAAAGGAGCUCCUCCACACUGCGGGGGCGUUUAGUGGCAAGGCAACUGGGGCAGCCAAGGGGCUGUUUGCUAAGGGCAGAAGCAGGUUCCGACCCAGUGGAGGGUCUGAGAAGGUUCAGUCAACCGCAACUUCUCGCCGCAGCCUUCAGUUCUCCUUCCCUUCAGGGUCGGAUGUGUCUGGUAACUCUUCUCUACGAAACUCUGUCAUCCUUGGCAGUCUGCCCUUGAAAGAGCAAACCAGGCCUGAUCCUGAUCCGCAGGUUAGUCUCUGUCUAGAUGGUCCACAUAAUGAACAAAAUGCCGGAAAACGUGUCGUGGCGACCAACUCCGGGGAUAACUCCCUGUCGCACAACCACGUUGGCACAACUGUGCAACCGAAGCAACUGUCAACUUCCAACGGUGUCCCUCUUAAACCUGAAGUUCCCGGAAAGUCUGCCUUUGCUGGAGAUUUGGAGCAGGAGAUGAUAACUGCCCUUGGCCUUUCGCCCACGGGUCCUCAUCCUCAGAGGUCUGCAAGUACUCCUAUGGCGUCGAAUGCAUUUAGCCAGGUACCUAGCAGGAAACGCCAAGUUACAGAGCCGCUGCCACAAGGAGAAAGCAUCGGCAAUCAACCCGAUACUAAAGCGCCGGCGAACAACGCCCCAAUUGCAGAAAAUAGCCUGCCAGCCAUUCCUGAUGAGCCUUUUGAUGUCCCCUUUCCGGUUAUAGACAGCCAGAAGCAUCAGACAAGCAAGUCUAUACCGGAGAUUGUUAUUCCGUCAAUCCGGCCAGUGUGUGAUGAGAGUCCUCCGCCUCCUUCACGUACUCCGCCUCCACCUCCUCCCAAAGAUAGUGAUAACGGGCUUGCUCCUAGGCCGGAUCAUAAGCGCCAGCCCUCCGUCUCCACACUCGGAGUUGACGAGCGAGCUGGCAGUACAUCUGAUGACGAACUCGACAGGCAGCCCCCAUCCCCUUUGCAAGAAAUAGCAAAUGAGGUAACACCAGAACCCUGGUAUAAAAGCAAGGCUGAGGAUCCUGUGGAUGAAGCCUCUGAUGUCUCCCGUUCAUCUGCUCAAGAGAAGAGGAAGUCAUUCAUACCUUUCUAUCCUAUGGAGUCUCCAAGCUCUGCUGAGAUCCUCGAGUCCAAAAGAAAAUCGAUCAGCGGCCUACCUCCUCCAUCUGCUCCAGACGUGCAUAGCCCCCUGAGAAACGAAGUCAGAUACUCGCCGGGAACUCGGAGCAGUAUGCUGAGCUUUGGCAGCUUCGGGAAACAGAGCGCGAGUGGCAAAGGGACUCGUCCAUCUACGCCUGCUAAUGAUCUUUCGCAACCUUCGGAGUCUGGAUCUCCUGCAGAGAAUGGGGAGUCUACUAUUGGAAAACUCAAGAACUUUGGGAGGCGACGACGCGCUUCGGUUGGAGAUCUCCUUUCUGGUAUUCAAUUGCAACAGCCUCAAGGCGCCCCGGAGGGCCAGCGGAAGCGAGCGCUCAGCAGGAUUAGUGGGCUAUUUGGCCGACAAAGCUCUCAAGAUCCUGAGCGAAAACCGACCGACUACACAAGGACUACCUCGGAACAGCUGCAGUUCAAAUAUCCGCCGACACCCCCGUCGACAAAUGGAAAUUCACAUACUAGUUUCGCUACGCAGGAUGAUCCACCGGUCCUCGGCAAUCCAUUUGAACAAAAGUCUUUGCCAACUCAGCCACCCAAGCCUAUGGCACCACCACCACAACCGAGCUACGCAAAACCUCCACCCCGCGAUAAUCGCCAACGUGCGAGUGUAUCACUUCCACCCAGUUCGUCGUCCAAUUCCCUAACGACUGGUCGUUUUUACUCGCAGUUUCAAUCUGGAUCUACGAGUGGAACCCCAACCCCCUCUCGCCAUGCCAGCACCCUCAGCCAGCCUCUCACGGGUCAUUCCCGGUCACCGUCUCCCAUGUCAUUGCAUGAGAAUCGAGCUGCACCUGCACUGUCCCGUGAAACCCAGCAAACUCAAAGCCAAGACCCACAGCUGGGUACCGUGAGCGAGAACCAGGAACAGGAGAAACAUGAGGAGUACAAGGAUCGCGUGCUUGAGGGGCGCCUUCGACACGAAUCAUAUGAUGUAUCCCAAGCUCCGAAAAACAGUACGAACCACCCAGGCCAGCAAGACGAAUCACAAGGCGAUCACAAACAACAAAGUCUGGCUCCUCAGCUCAGCAUCCGGUCCCGAAAUCCAGUGGUCUCGGACUUGACAUCCCCAGCCCCAGAGAACCAUGCAACCCGCAACAUCGCCGUCUCAAACACCUCCGUCAUAUCGGCGCAUCCUCACCGCAAUGAAGACAAGGCACGUAUAGUCAAUGACACGCCUCAGCCGGUGGAACUUGCUGUCACCGCGGAUGACUCUAGCGAGGAGGUCAUCAUGUCCCCCACGUCCUACCCCGGACAGGAAUGGACGCCCAUGCAUUUGUAG